GUCUAUUUCCGGUUAACCGUUCUGGUUCGAUUUUGCGAACACUGAUGUCUUAUGAAAAUUAGCAUCGAAAAAUUUGCACCAUAAAAAACUCACAGGAUCAUCAAAACUAAGACCAGACAAAAUCCAAAAGUACAAACCGAUGAAGUAGAGUGUGCGUGUGAAUUUAAUGGCGGCCUUAGUUUUCACAUGGAGCUAUGGGAGAGAGAGAGAGAGAGAGAGAAGUUCCUGCUACUUCUAGCUCUCCAAAUCACGGUUUCUCUGCACACCACGGGACCCUUUUAUUUCCUUGACAUCUGCAUCAGAAAAGAACAAACAGUUAUCAGCACUCUCAUGACAUCUCAUGCACCAGUGGGCCCUUUUGCCAGCCACUCUCCUUGUUUUUAUUCCAAGCUCCCUCCCCCCCACUCUCUCUCUCUCUCUCCCUCUCUAUCUAUUUAUCUAUCAAUCAAUCAAUCUAUCUAUCUCUCGGCAACCUAUACCUCUCUAAAACUUCAUGGUUAUUGACCUUCUCAGUCCCCUCUCAACCCAUCCAUGGCUUCACCAUUCCCUCUCCAUUUGAUGCUGAUCUCUUUCUCUCUCUUCUCUAUCUUUACACUCCUCAUUAACCCCAGCAUUGGAAGUUCUCUAGCUGAGAAACACAGAAUAAAGUUGCAAAACCUUUCAUUCAAAGAUGGUUCAAGACCCAUAUGCUCUCCACAAAGGCCAAGAAAAGAGAAAGGUGAACUUCUUUUGGAGUUAAAGCACCAUGGCCGCUGCUCAAAACCCACUCUAAAUUGGCAUGAAGAAAUGCAGAAACUCUUGUUUUCCGACACCUCUCGAGUCCAAACCUUACAAGCUCUUGUAAGAACUGAAACUCUAGAGACAGGAAGCUUAUCAGAGACACGAAUUACCUUAGUAUCAGGCAUAAAGCUCAACAGUUUAAACUACAUAGUCACAAUUGGGAUUGGAAACGAAGAGAAGGUAGUUCUCGUCGAUACAGGAAGCGACCUAACAUGGGUUCAAUGUAAACCAUGCAAAUCUUGCUAUGAACAACAAGACGCAAUCUUUGAUCCCUCUCUUUCUCCAACAUAUAACCCCAUAUCCUGCAACUCCUCUGAGUGCCUAGACUAUGAGAACACUCUUGGAAAUUUCCACAGUUGUCCCUUGAACCAAACCACCUGCGCCUACUUAGUAACCUAUGGAGAUGGGUCUUAUACUAGGGGUAGCCUUGGACAUGAAAAGCUCUCUCUAGGAGUAGACCAAGAUGACUGGUUCAAAGGUUUUGUUUUCGGUUGUGGGCUCGAUAACCAUGGCCUAUUUGGCAAAGCCUCUGGUUUGAUAGGCCUGGGGAGAAGCCCCAUCUCUCUCAUUUCUCAAACCACCUCUAAAUUUGGAGGAGUUUUCUCUUACUGUCUUCCAUCUCCCAUUUCUAGUGAUUCCUCUGGUUGGUUGAGCUUUGGACAAGGGGCUAUCGGCACCGCUAACUCGAGUGAGGCCACAGCUUACACAUCGUUGUUAUCAAAACCAGGAAUCUCUACAUUUUACUUCUGCAAUCUCACAGGAAUUAGCAUUGGUGGUGUUCUAAUUGAGGUGAAUUAUUCAUCAAAUGGGCAAGUUGGGAGCUUGAUUGACUCAGGAACUGUGAUUUCAAGGCUUUUUCCCUCUGUUUACAAAGCUGUGAAGGCUGAGUUCUUGAAGCAAACCUUUGGUUUGCCUAGUGCACCUAAAUUCUCUAUCUUAGAUACUUGCUUUAAUCUUAGUGGUUAUGAAGAAGUGAGUGUGCCCACUUUGAGGUUUCAUUUUGAGGGUGGGGCUGAGAUUAAUGUUGAUGAGAGUGGAAUACUUUAUGUUGCAGAGAGAGAUAAUUCACAGGUUUGUUUGGCUUUGGCUUCACUGGGUUCAGAGGAGGAGUACAUGAUUCUUGGGAAUUUUCAGCAACAAAAUGUGAGGGUGGUUUAUGAUACCAAGGGAGAUAGGUUGGGUUUUGCAUCUCAAGUUUGUAGUGAGAUGUGAGGGAAUUGACAGCAUGUAUGUUGGAUAUAUAUAGUUUUCAGUAAUAUGUACGAUAUGAGACAUGUUUGAAUCUGGAAAUUGCAUAA
Molecule: messenger RNA, 2078 nt
Organism: Amborella trichopoda
Lineage: Eukaryota; Viridiplantae; Streptophyta; Magnoliopsida; Amborellales; Amborellaceae
Product: aspartyl protease family protein At5g10770
Biological process (GO): proteolysis
Molecular function (GO): aspartic-type endopeptidase activity
Source: RefSeq, a predicted model, not a curated record